Suillus plorans is the source of this 693-nucleotide messenger RNA. RefSeq lists its product as uncharacterized. The transcript has a single exon. The annotation marks the transcript as partial. NCBI's taxonomy places the organism in Eukaryota, Fungi, Basidiomycota, Agaricomycetes, Boletales, Suillaceae. The record is from RefSeq and is a predicted model, not a curated record.
CCAUUCAGCGACCUUCCUACCGAGAUUAUCUUGACCAUCUGCAAAGACGCAGCCCAACCGACGUUUUCUCAAAGGGAGAAAUAUGACAUGAAAAAUCCUUACUCAACCGCCCUCUCCUUAUGUCUCGUCUCUCGACUUGUCAGACGCAUCAUCCUCCCCGAUUUCCUGCACACGAUCUUGCUCCGCCGACAUCACAGCUUGAAGAAGUUCGCAAAUGCUCUGUUUAUUCAGAAAGCGUACGCUGAGAAAGAAAGCGAUCUUUUCUUUGACUAUACCUCCGCUAUACAGAGGAUGUGGAUUAGUAACUCAUUUGACUAUUUCGUCUAUGCAGAGGCCCGCCCGCCGAACAACUCCAGCUUUCUCUUCUCUUUGGCCAAAUAUUUUUGCUCAAAAACGGAUGAGCUCAGGCGCAACAUAAGCGUGUUGCUUCCAGUGAUCCUUGCUGUGCCAGAACUUGCGGUUGACCGUGACCAUUUAGGGUAUAUCAUGAAGAGCGUGCAAGAUGCGUGGUCUUCUCGCACAGAUCUCAAUGUCGGCGGACACUCUUCUUUUCCUGGGAAAACCAAAAAUCUAACAAUAAUACGUCAAGGCGAUUACUUGGACACCUGGACAGGCUGGAACCCGGAAUUGUUUUCCGAUCGGGUCAAAGAAUCUGUUUUCCUUGCAUCAAUCCCGCAUCUCACUCACCUAAUC